Molecule: messenger RNA, 3051 nt
Organism: Entrophospora sp. SA101
Lineage: Eukaryota; Fungi; Glomeromycota; Glomeromycetes; Entrophosporales; Entrophosporaceae
Source: the annotation of a GenBank genome assembly
AUGGAUCGCCUGAUUAUGAGAAAAACUAUGGCAAGUGCAUCUACUUUGCUUACCACAAGUUUCAUAAAGAAUACUUCUGGAUUAAUGUUUUCUGGUAGCCACAAUUACAGACUAAUUCAAGUUAAUCAUAAAAAAUUUGCAUUAGCUAGAACAGAUCUACAAAUAAGUUCUGAAAUGCUUGGAUCUCUAAUUAAUGGUGUAAAAUCUGCAAUAGGAUCAAUUGGUGGAUUAACAAAUAUGAAUGUUGGAAUAGAAAUACCUGGUUUUGUAAAAAAUAUGUUUUCUAAAAAUCCAACUCAAUCAAAAUCAUCGUCAAAUUCAUUUAAGGCUGAUUCAGAUAGACCAAAGUUUAUCAAAAAGGAGGAUGAAGGUGAUUCAGAAUCAUCUAGUGGUGGUAAUAGUGAAAAAGAUAAUGAUGAGAAUGAUGGUGAAGAUUCUGGAGCACAUAAAAAUAAACGUGGUAUUCCAGCACAAGAUGAUGAAUUCAUGGUGCUUAAAAAAAAAUUGAUAGAAGUUUGUAAUAUUUUAAUGAGCAUUGAUCAUAAAGAGGCAUUAAAAUUACCAAGUAUUGUAGUAAUCAGUAGUCAAAGCUCUGGCAAAAGUUCUGUAUUAGAAGCAAUUGUUGAAGAAUAUGGUGAAUUUCCUCAACUUGGAUUAGGAAAAAUACAUGAUUUUUUACAUAUACAACAAACAUUACAUGAUCUUAAUUUGGCAGCACCAGAGUCUGAAUAUUUGCCUGGUUACAUUCAAGUCACAAAUAAAAACCAACCUGAAACUUUAAAAGAAAAAAUUGUUGAAUUAUGUGAGCAAUAUAUCAGAGAGCCAAAUAUUAUAUUAGCAGUAUGUUCUGCUGAUAUAUAUUUGGCAAAUUCAGAAGCUUUAAAAGCUAUUGAACCAGAAAUUGGUGCAAGUAUAUUAAGAAACACCGAUUAUCCAUUACAUCUAGGUUAUAUUGGUAUCCAAAUUGGUACUGGAACUUUAUGUAGGAAACUUAUGGAAGUGUUGGAGGAAAAUAUGGCAAAAUCAUUGUUUUCAAUUGUUUCAGCAGUCCAAUCAGAAUUAGAAGAGGCUCGUUAUCAAUUUAAAGUACAAUAUAACGACAGACGAAUGACAGCAGAAUCUUAUGUUGCUGAAACCAUUGACAGCAUUAAACAUAAUUUCAAAGACUUUGCACAUUCUUUUGGAAAACCUCAAGUUAGAAAUGAAGUACGUGCUAUGUUAGAGCAAAGAGUGCUAGAUCUUUGUGCAGAGUUAGGAUCAAAUAUGGUCACUCGGAGACCAAUUGAGCUAACAUUAAUACAUACGUCUAAAUCUAAAGAAGAAUAUGGUGAAUUUCCUCAACUUGGAUUAGGAAAAAUACAUGAUUUUUUACAUAUACAACAAACAUUACGUGAUCUUAAUUUGGCAGUACCAGAGUCUGAAUGUGUUUCCAACAAACCAAUUGAACUUCGUAUCUAUUCACCCAAUGUUCCUGACUUGACUUUAAUAGAUUUACCUGGUUACAUUCAAGUCACAAAUAAAAACCAACCUGAAACUUUAAAAGAAAAAAUUGUUGAAUUAUGUGAGCAAUAUAUCAGAGAGCCAAAUAUUAUAUUAGCAGUAUGUUCUGCUGAUGUAGAUUUGGCAAAUUCAGAAGCUUUAAAAGCUAGUCGCAAAGUAGACUCUUUAGGUUUGCGUACUAUUGGUGUUAUAACAAAAAUGGAUUUAGUUGAACCAGAAAUUGGUGCAAGUAUAUUAAGAAACACCGAUUAUCCAUUACAUCUGGGUUAUAUUGUGUUGGAGGAAAAUAUGGCAAAAUCAUUGUUUUCAAUUGUUUCAGCAGUCCAAUCAGAAUUAGAAGAGGCUCGUUAUCAAUUUAAAGUACAAUAUAACGACAGACGAAUGACAGCAGAAUCUUAUGUUGCUGAAACCAUUGACAGCAUUAAACAUAAUUUCAAAGACUUUGCACAUUCUUUUGGAAAACCUCAAGUUAGAAAUGAAGUACGUGCUAUGUUAGAGCAAAGAGUGCUAGAUCUUUGUGCAGAGUUGUAUUGGACAGAUAAAAGGAUUGUUGACUUGCCAAAAACACCGCCCGAUGAUCUUUAUUGGCAAUAUAAACUUGACAUGAGUUCUGCCACACUUACUAAAAGCGGUAUAGGAAGAACAAGUACUCAAUUAGUAGUAGAUGUAUUAAUGGCAAAUAUGGAGAAAUUAGCAUCAAUGGAACCAUUGAAUCAUCACCCAGAUACUAGUAAAAAAGUGCUUAAUUUUAGUAAUGAAAUUUUACGUAACAAAUUUCCCACCACCGCUGAUCAAGUUGAAAAUUGUGUAAAACCUUAUAAAUAUGAAGUUGAAUGUAAUGAACAAGAAUGGGCCGAAGGUUUAAAGAGAUCGAUUUUACUUGUAGAAAAAGAAUUAGAGUAUUGUGAUACUGUCUUACAACAAAUCAAAAAUACUGAAGUUAUAAAAAAAUUAAGAGCUGCAAUAAAAUAUAUUCUAGAUGGAGAAAAAGAAGCAGCUAAACGUGCAAAUGUUAAGGCAAAAGAAAGUUCUGUUACAGAAAUCAACGAGGAAGUUACAAUCAUCCAUAAUAUACCGUCAGCGUCCAAUAAAGUUAUCGAAGAAAAUGAUUAUGACAAUCAUCGUCUACAUUUCAAUGCAAAAUUACUUGAAAAAGCUCGUGAAGCAAUAUUUCUUCGGGAUCGCUCCAUGAUACUUAAAUAUCGUUUAGCUGCUCUCAAGUCAAGACAAUGCAAGUUACCUGAAAACAAGCAAUUUUGUCCUGAAGCAUUUUUAAAUGUUGUGGCUGAGAAACUUACAUAUACCGCUGUGAUGUUUAUUCAAGUGGAAUUAUUAAAUGAAUUUUUCUUUCAAUUUCCAAGAGAAGUUGAUAAUCGUCUCAUUUAUGACUUGGAUCGAAAACAAAUAUUAUCUUUUGCAAAAGAAAAUCCUUACAUUUGCAAGCAUUUGGAAUUACAAGAAAGAAAACGUAAAUUAGAAGAGGUGAUGGAAAAGUUAAAUUAUCUUGUAAGACGACAAAGAGAUAUUGAAGGACGUAAAAGUCCAACCUAA